Molecule: messenger RNA, 3824 nt
Organism: Nothobranchius furzeri (turquoise killifish)
Lineage: Eukaryota; Metazoa; Chordata; Actinopteri; Cyprinodontiformes; Nothobranchiidae
Product: rab9 effector protein with kelch motifs
Molecular function (GO): protein binding
Source: RefSeq, a predicted model, not a curated record
AAAUAUAAAAAAGCAUUUAGAAAAUGUUUUAAAAUAUAUUUAAAAUGAGCAAGAAUAAGCAAUUGCGAUGUAAAAGAAAAAAUCUUAAGAAAGAGAGAGAGUGAACAGGAAAGAGGGAAAUCAGUGGAUCCUGAGGAAGGUGGAAUAGGUGGGGAGAGCAGAAUAAAGAGAGAGAGGUGAAGAAGGUCAUACAAAAGCCAGCUUGAACAAGUGAGUCUUCAGCUGCUUUUUAAAGGAGACCACUGAGUCCACUGAUCUCAGGCUCAGGGGGAGAGAGGUCCAGAGUCUGGGGGCCACAGCAGCAAAUGAUCUGUCACCUUUGACCUUUAGCCUGGUGCUGCUUUGAUCACUGGACCUCAGGGACCUGCUGGGGGUGUAGGGAAUAAGAAGAUCACCAAUGUAAGAUAGUGCUUGUCCAUGUAAGGUCCUAUAGACCAGAACCAGGAUCUAGAAAUGAACCCUGAAGUUGACUGGCAGCCAGUGAAGCUGGAGGAGAAGCGGGGUGAUGUGGGUGUGUUUAACUCUUUAAAAACUGACGUGUGUUUAUUUAUUUACACAGAAACUCUCAGGUGUUUCAAGGAUUUGAGUUUUCAAUGAAACUUAUUUGUGUUUGUUCAGUUUCAUCGAGCAUCCAUCCCGUUCAACACUACCUGGUGUGGUUGCUAGGCAACAGUGACUCUGCAGGAAGAGCCCGUGUAGGCUUACCUGUAAGGUGAGACGUGGAGGACAGCUGAAGACACUCGUGUUUGGACUCGGUUUGUUCUCAGACACGUUUGAACAUCAGCAGGUAAGUUCACCCUGCUGAGGACGUUUGUGGACGCGUCCUCCUCUGGAGGAGAUGUUGUGGUUUUCCUGCUAAAUACAUGUUGUUGUCCGCUGUAGCGCCACCUAGAGGAGAAGAGCUUUGCAUGGGUCAGAUGAGUUCUGGUUUAGUUGUGAUUAAAUGAAUACAAACGUUUGUUUCUUUUGAUUGUCAUAGGCUGCAUUUCAACGAGUUACUGAGAUAACUGGAAACAGGUGAGAAGCUCCACCAUCCAGGAGGGACUCCUCAUCAAAAGGAGUCAGCUGAGGUGAUUCUUGUUCAGAAGCCGCCUGGCCUUCUCCCUCUCACCCCUGACCCUAGUUUAGACGUAGAGAACCGGUGGAUGAAUGUCUGUUUGUGUGGUCAGACAGGAGCAAAGACGAUGGCUCUAGCUAGCGGUCACUGGUUGGACAAAGACGUGAGAGGACAAUCUCCAAGUCCUCGAAAUGGACACGCUUUAGCCGUGGCUGGAAACGUAGCUUUCCUGUUUGGAGGAGCCUGCAGCAUCGAUCCAGAGCACAGUCCUGUUUACCUCAGUGACUUCUACAUGCUAACAGUGACUCCUGAUGACAUCACCUGGGAGGAGAUACCUCAGAGUGGAGACGUUCCAUUGGCCAGAGCAGGACACACACUCUGUGUGGUUAAAGGGAAGUUGUAUCUGUUUGGAGGAUCUUCUAGUCCCGACACUCCGGAAUGUCUCCCAGGAGUUUACAGCUUUGACAUCGUGACCCUGACCUGGGAGUGUUUGGAAAGCGGUGGCGUGGCCCUCCGAGCCCUCGGACACAGCGCCGCUGCUGCUGGAGACAACAUCUACGUGUACGGAGGAGUUCUGAGGGGGAAUCCAACCGACAACCUCCUGGUUUUCAACACCGUGUCUCUGAACUGGACUCCGGUCAGAACCAGCGGAUCUCCCCCUCCUGCCCUAUGGGGUCAGAGCUUCGCUCCGGCGGGUGAUCGGGUCUACAUGUUUGGAGGUUUUGGAGCAGAAGGAGAGUUCUGUAAGGACCUGUUUGUUCUGAACACAGAGCAGCUGGAGUGGCAGAAAUGUGAGCUGAGAGGAGAAUCUCCUGCUGCUUGCAGAGGUCACACACUGACAGCACACCAUGAUAAGGACAUCUACCUGUUUGGUGGCAAAAGCACAAAUGAAGACGGGACGGAGACAUCGUCCAAUCAGAUCCAUAAACUCAGCAUCGCAAAAAAGAAGUGGAAAGUUCCUCUUUAUGUCGGGAUUCCUCCGACUCGUCGCCACGGCCACGCUGCCUUCAUCCUCCACAGCCACCUCUAUGUGUUUGGUGGGAGGAACGAAGAGCAGGAUUUCGGCGACCUGAAGGUGAUGAAGCUCAUUAACCCGUCUGAGAGACAACCAGUGAUGAAGGAGAUUCUGUCAGAGUUCGGCCUGCAGGGCAUCAGCCACAGUUUCACACCCACCAAAGUCCCCAAUGUCCGCUACGAGCUGAGUGAGUCAGCUCCGCCCACCCAGCCCAGGGCUGCAGCAGCACAGCUACAGGCGUUUACCCACAGGGACUUCUGUGUGGUCCAGGAUCAGGCCAUGAAGAUGAUCCAAGCAGCUUUCAGCCUGUUGGACCAGGAGUUCCGCAGACUGGAUCGGGAGAAGUCAGAACUUUUCAAAGCUUCUGCAGUUCUGCAACGAGACAAAGAAGCUCAUGAAGCUCAGAGAAAGCAACAGCAACAGGAGCUUAAGGAAAUGCUGGAAAAGCAUCGCUCCCAAAAUGAGGCCUGGCUCCAAGCGAGAGCCGAGGAGAACGACCGAGAGAGGAGGGAACUCUGCAGGCUCAGAGAGGAGGUUUCACAGGAGCAGGAGAAGCUGAAGGAAGAGCAGACCAUCAUCCAGAAACGCAGCGAACAUCUUCUGUCCAUCAUGCAGCAGUUUAAAUGAAUGUGAGAGAACCAGACUGAUAAAUAAACGAUAAAGGUUUACUUUUAUUUGUUCUGUAAAACGAACCAAACAUUGUCUUGAAGUAAAACGUAAAAUAUUAGACUGUCUCCUUAGUUUACAAAGAUGUCACUGUGGGGUCUGUACCACAUCAGCUAAUCAGAGUACUACUAUACAGAGUACUACUAAUCAGAGUACUACUAUACAGAGUACUACCAAUCAGAGUACUACUAUACAGAGUACUACUAAUCAGAGUACUACUAUACAGAGUACUACUAAUCAGAGUACUACUAAUCAGAGUACUACUAAUCAGGGCACUACUAUACAGCGUACUACUAUACAGAGUAAAACAGUACUGCUGCAUAAAUCCAUUUUAUUUCAAAUUAAAGCUCAUAUUUAACCUUUCAUGGUUUGAAUUGUACCACACACACACACACACACACACACACACACACACACACACACACACACACACACACACACACACACACACACACACACACACACACACACACACACACACACACACUUUAGGCUUAAACAACCUUUCUGUCACGGUGUAGGAGGUGGAGAUGAUGGACCAUGUGUGGUUGAGCUGAGCAGGAGGAAAAAUGCAGGCUUCAGUAAAAGUUAAAAUGGUUUAAUGGCAGGAUGAGAUGAACAGGAACACCAACAAACAACAACAAUGAACUGACAAAGGACAGGGGCAAAACAGGUGGUUUAAGUACAGAGGGCUAAUUAGGGAAACAUGGGCAGGUAAACGAGGGACAGGUGAGAACAAUAAGGGUAAUCAUGGCAGGAGAGGAACACAGUCAGGCGGGCAGGGGCAGAUCGUGACAUUUCCUGUGUUAAAAAGAACUAAAUGAUGUAAUCAGAGGAAACAAACAUGAAUAAACAAAAGGAUGUUUCUUGUGCUGCGCUGUAACUGCUCACUCUUUAACUUUGUGUUUAUAUUUUAUUCUUACAUCUAAUUUUAUUUGUGUAUUUUAUAAUUUGCUGUUUUGUGUUGCCACAUAGAUUUAAAUAUUUUACGCUCUUGCACCUGGAAAACGGUGAAUUGCUUCUGUGUGUGAAACGUGCUGCAGAAAUAAAGCUGCUUGCCUUUUAGAAGGGAAGGCUGAAAGAUCA